Molecule: messenger RNA, 916 nt
Organism: Athene cunicularia (burrowing owl)
Lineage: Eukaryota; Metazoa; Chordata; Aves; Strigiformes; Strigidae
Gene: HOXD3
Product: homeobox D3
Exons: 1
Biological process (GO): regulation of transcription by RNA polymerase II
Cellular component (GO): nucleus
Molecular function (GO): RNA polymerase II cis-regulatory region sequence-specific DNA binding; DNA-binding transcription factor activity, RNA polymerase II-specific
Source: RefSeq, a predicted model, not a curated record
GGGACCAACGGCUCUCUGUGCCUCUUCCCCGCAGGAGAGAGCUGCGAGGACAAGAGCCCGCCCGGGCCGGCCUCCAAGCGUGUGCGCACAGCCUACACCAGCGCGCAGCUGGUGGAGCUGGAGAAGGAGUUCCACUUCAACCGCUACCUGUGCCGGCCGCGCCGGGUGGAGAUGGCCAACCUGCUGAACCUGACGGAGCGGCAGAUCAAGAUCUGGUUCCAGAACCGCCGGAUGAAGUACAAAAAGGACCAGAAAGCCAAAGGCAUCAUGCACUCCCCCGUCGGACAGUCCCCGGACCGCAGCCCCCCCCUGAGCGGCCCAAACCACGUCGGCUACUCCAGCCAGCUCCCCAGCGUCAACAGCCUCGGCUACGACGCGCCCUCGCCCACCUCCUUCGCCAAGCCCCAGCAGAGCAUGUACGGGCUGGCCGCCUACACGGCGCCGCUCAGCAGCUGCCUGCCGCAACAGAAGCGCUACGCGGGCGCGGAGUACGACCCCCACCCCAUGCAGAGCGGCGGCGGCGGCUUCGCCAACCCCAGCCUGCAGGGCAGCCCGGUCUACGUGGGGGGCAACUUCGUGGACUCGAUGCCGGCCUCGGGCCCCAUGUUCAACCUGGGGCACCUGCAGCACCCCUCCUCCGCCAGCGUGGACUACAGCUGCGCCGCCCAGAUCCCCGGCGGCCACCACCACGGACCUUGCGACCCCCACCCCACCUACACGGACCUCUCCUCCCACCACACCUCUCAGGGACGGAUGCAGGAGGCGCCCAAGCUCACGCAUCUGUAGCGGGGCGGCGGCCGGCGGGGCCCGCUCCCCUCUCCAUUACCUCACUUUUCUGACGGGACAGUGUUACUUUGCUCUCGAGUGCCAACAGUGUUAGUGGAUUUGUCUCCCCUAGCAGCCCCCCUCUUUCUUU